AUGUCGCAGCUAGGAGGCAGCGGCUGUUUCGGCAUAACAUCUGCAGGAAAUCUCCUCCUGAACAAGUGUCUCCAAGAUUCUGACGUGAGGUACUGGUAUCACGUCUUUCCCUACCGUGAUGUGUUGCAGAGAUCCUACGUUGAUGUUAUCAUCAAAAGUGCGACCCAGUAUACACCUGCUACACUAGUUAUAGUCAUCUGUAUCUGCUUAUCUAUGAUCGUCAUUGUGGCUAUUGGUGUGUGCUUGGUGCUGAAAUGUCGCAGACGAUGCUCGACUGGUGAUCAGGAGCAAGGAAGCUACAAAAAGGUUGAUAACACAGGAAGCGAUCCAAAUGGCAAGCGUCAAAAGGAACAACUCGACAUAGUGGUCGGGCUUGGCAAGGUUGCCUUCUCGAAGAUGUUUGACGGUUCUGAAAAUCCUGUUACUUUUACCAAGUCUGAUUUUGCGUUUGAAUCCGGAAAUGGGCAGAACAUCCUCGACAGGGGUAUGAAUGUGGGCCUCAUCCGUUGUGAUGAGGAGGCAGACUUAGAGUCUGAAAGAAGUGAGGUCCCCGUGUCUAAGACAAAAACUGAGGGUGCGGAAUUGAUUCCGCGGCGACCUAAGGAUGACAAAAUCAAGUUUGCUCUGGAGGUCCUACAAGAGUAUUGUGCUGAAACGAAUUUCCAAGAUGUUUUCUUUGAUGCCAACAAUCGAGGGAACUUCCAACUCGGCUUGUGGCACCGCAUUCCCUGUCGAUGCUAUCGUUCCGGGGAGAACCUGCUCGCCAUAUACUGGUUCCGGGGACAAAGCGUGUCCGACCCUAACAAAGUAGUCGUUAAUAGCUACGCCAACAACCAAUACUUUCCAAUCAGCGAUCGAUACACAUUUUCGUCAGAGUUUAGUCUCGUCGUCAAGGAUGUCAGAGAGAGCGAUGCAGGGAGAUACAUUUGUCAGGUUGUGCCGCGUUCUACGAGCGCGAGGGAUGACAAGACGGAUAUGCAGGUCAUCGGUGACACUUUUCCAGCCUGCACCACUGACGCAUCAUCGAAUGCUACUUUCCAGCGAGGACGCAGACAGACGCUACCGUGUGAGUGUGCGUCACAGGUGCCAGAUGCGCACAUAUCCGUAGUGUAUUGGUCAACAGGAGAGGGCGUCACUAUGGAGACACAGAUCAUUGGUGCACGUUUCUCUGAUGGUACCUUGGUUCAGUUCCAAGAUGGCGCAGAUUACAGUAUUAAUAACGAUUCUUCCCUCACAAUCAACUUUUUGGGUGGACUUAGUAACGCAUCGCGUUUUUGGUGUCACGUCUUCAUGGCAGAUGUUCCAGAGCGCAACUGCUUCUACGAUGUUCAUAUUGAAGAGAAUCCCGCUGACAACCGUCUUCAAGCCUCGGCCUCAUCUUUCUACCUUCAGGAGGGAAGAAAUCAAACCAUUCCCUGCAUUGCAUGGUCGCCCGGUGAUCACCUAUGCCUGGUACAGUGGUUUAAAGUCGACACCCCGUUGGGUCGACAUCUCAUCCUCAAUUACUCACUGUCCACUGAUGGCAUUGACGCCUAUCCUGGAUUCGGUGUCGAUGAUGGUUUUGGCCUGUCCAUCAAAUCCGUUAAUGACACCUAUACAGGAAGGUAUAUGUGUAUCCUGGACAGCAAUUCCACACACGAGGGCGCAAUCGACGUUCAUGUAUUCGGUGACAAAUUUCCUCUGGAUAACGGGACUGUCAUCAUGAAUAUCACUGUAACCUUUGACCCCUCUAAGAUACAAGAACUGAAUUGUCCCGCUGGUACAAAUUCCAUCGGGACGAAUAAGCCAACAGUGCUCUGGUCGUAUGGCCCGCCAAAAGCGACAACGACCACUAUAAUUGGUCGGCUAAAUCUACCAGGUGGCACUCCGGAGAUGUCUCAGCUGGGACACAGCGGCUGCUUCGGUAUAACAUCGGCAGGAUCCCUCCUCCUGAACAAGUGUCCCCAAGAAUCUGACGUCAGAUUCUGGUGUCACGUCUUUCCCCACGGUGAUGUGUUGCAGAGAUUCUACGUGGAUGUUAUCAUCACAAAUCCAGAAUUGCACUUCCAAAGACUGGUUGAAGAAGUCAAAAAGUUUACAUCACAGCUUACGGGGGACGAUGCUAACUUCGCUGUGACGGAUGCUGUGUUUACACCGCCAGAAUUGUUUGGUAUCUCGGAUAUCAAAGGUAGCUCUGUAAAAUACAGAUUAGAGUCAAUAAAGGAAAUCUUUUGUGAUGGCAUAUCUGAGUUGUCAGGUAAUGUUCUUUUGCAGGGGAGAGAAGGGAGUGGUAAAACAACCAUCUUGUAUAGGAUGGCUCUUGAAUGGCUUAUAGAGAGGCCCGAUGCUGUUUUGCAGCAGGCAAAGCUAGUCUUUGUUUUAUCGUGCAGGACAAUUCUUCAAACAAGAAACAUUGGGAAGGCAGUUUGGCAUCAAAUGCUUCAGAAAAAGUCAGCUUUGUCACCAGGGUUUAUCAACGGUUACUGUGCGGAUCACCCAAGUGAUGUGGUAAUUCUUGUCGACGACUGCGAUGAUAAAGCUGACGUUGAAGGUGUAAUGAAAGUCCUAAAAGAUCAGGGUCUUCUUGGAUGCAACGUUGUUAUGGCAACAAGGCAUACCCAAUGGGAACAGGAUAUCUGUAAAAAAGGUAGGCCUUACUUACGGCAUGUUAUUACCAACGGGUUCAAAACAGGUGAUCUACAUAAAUACGUUAAGAAUAUGUUCACUAUCAGUGGCAUUGCAGAUUCGGAUACUCGUGCGAGUCUCUCUGAGUAUUUACGUGCAGAUAUUCUGCCGCCAAGGCUUUCCUGUCUCCCAGGCAUUCUCCGCACUUUGUGUAAGUUGUCCAAGUGGACGAAGGGAAAAGCCUUCAAAGAUUCGCCAACCAUGACCGAUUUGUUUACCAGGUUAGUGCAAUGCUUGUUUGACAAUAGUCAACCCACUGCUGAACAGGAUCAGGAUACACAUAACGGGGAAGGAAGAGACCCAAAUGAUAGGCUCACAAAGGAACAACUCGACGUCGUGGUUGGACUUGGUAAGGUUGCCUUCUUCAAAAUCAUUGACGGUUCUGACAAUCGUUCAUUAACCAAGACUGACUUUGUUGAUGAAUCCGGAAAUGGGCAGAGUAUCCUCGACAUUGGUGCGAAGGUAGGCCUCAUUUGUUAUGAUGAUGAGGUGGACCUUGAGUCUGAAAGAAGUCAGAUCCCCUCUUCAGGCAAAGAUAGCACAUUUCUGUGUUGCACUCGUGGGGAUGUUGGUAAACUAGAAACUGGAGCAGAGGGUGUGGAGUUGGUUCCGUUACGACCUAAAGAUAAGGAAGUUAGGUUUGCUAUUGAGGUUCUGCGAGAGUAUUGUGCCGGUAUGUACAUGUCACAAACAAGAGAAAACAUCUCCACAUGUAUGGAAGCAAUCAAACAAGUUGAUGUUCUGAAGAAUGUUGACAAGCUGGCAAUCGUGUUUUCUUUUGCCAGUGGGGGGAGUUCAGCUGCUUGUUCUGCACUCGUCAGGCACCUGGUCAACGAAAUCACAUCUAAGCAACAAGUGCGAAAUCUUGCAGACGUUUUGCAGUUGCAAAAAUUGAUCGAAUUGUGCCUUCAAUUGAACUUCGAAGGUAAACGUGGAGGUUCUUUGAACAAGGAGCUUCGUACAUUGUUUACGUACAAUAGGGUACGUUUAAUCGGAAUUUCGAAACACAAGCUGCGGCUUCUGUCGUACUUGCUGAAAUAUGCGGAGCAAGCAAGCACAGGUUGCGGAUUAAAUCUGACGUCAGUUGAGCUGUUCCGGUUUGAGAACCAUGACUGGGACGAGCUGCAGAAAUACCUGGAUGAGUUUGCUAUAGGAUCUUCUAAAGGUAUCACUUGCGAAUACCUCGGCAACUUGACGGAAAUUCCAAAACAAUCGUGUCUGGAGGAGAAAAUAAGAUCAUGUUAUCAAAACCAGUCUCUGUUUCUCCGUCAGGAGUCUGACGGUGCCACUGCUCUGUCCACCCUGGAGUCUGUUGCUCUACAUGAUCUUAGAGAGUCACAGUAUGGUGACUGUUUGAUGUCAACAUCAACGGAAAUGCUGAUCUCUUCCCUCUCAAAUCUGAAAAUGGUUGAUAGCAUCACUCUCAUUGGCAGUAUCUUGAGUUCUGGCGAAAUUUGCAGUCUUGUCAACAGGGUUCUUUGUCAUCUGCCAAACCUGCAAAAAUUAGACCUACGGCUGAAUCAAGGGAUUGAUGAUGUUGCAUUCAGAACAGUGGCGUGUGCGCUGAUGCACUGCAAAUCUCUGAUUGACCUCAGGCUUUCACUUUUUAAGGUGACAGAUGAGGGUUUCUCUGAAGUGAGACAGUUGAUGGAGAAGGAAAAGGGGUUGACAUGGGAAAAGUUGACGACGCUGUAUCUGCUUCAUUGCGACCCAAGUGAUUCAUUCGUGAAAUUCCUUCUGAAUUACCUGAAACAACUGAAUGUCCUGUACAUAUCCGGUCGUACAGGGGUUGACGACAGAGUGUCAACAAAGAGUCAAAGAGUCAAAGCUGAUGGAGAAUGUUGA
Messenger RNA from Patiria miniata (bat star), 4509 nucleotides. RefSeq lists its product as uncharacterized. The record is from RefSeq and is a predicted model, not a curated record. NCBI's taxonomy places the organism in Eukaryota, Metazoa, Echinodermata, Asteroidea, Valvatida, Asterinidae.